AUGCCUGGUGUAUGGGGUCUAAGCCUGGUGUUGGGCCUUGUGUUGUACAUCUCCAGCAUCAAUGAUGACGUCAUGAAUCGACCGGGCAAAGCCGAGCACUUCUUCCACUAUCGCUACGGAUGGUCGUUCGCGUUCGCCGUCUCCUCCUUCCUGCUCAAAGAGGGCGCGGGCGUGAUCUCAGUGUACUUGUUCAUGAGACGCUGCGCCGAGGAGGAGCCGUUCCGAGCGCACGCCGCCCUCUGCCCCCCCCCCCCCACAUUUCCAACGACAAAAGCCACUUUAUCCGCCCCCCCCCCCCUCGACCCAAGCAGCCCAAGCCCCUUGGAGCUGCCGCUGCCCAUCUCGAUCGUUGCCGAGUAA
Molecule: messenger RNA, 360 nt
Organism: Hippocampus zosterae (dwarf seahorse)
Lineage: Eukaryota; Metazoa; Chordata; Actinopteri; Syngnathiformes; Syngnathidae
Product: voltage-dependent calcium channel gamma-7 subunit-like
Biological process (GO): positive regulation of synaptic transmission, glutamatergic; postsynaptic neurotransmitter receptor diffusion trapping; calcium ion transport
Cellular component (GO): postsynaptic density membrane; AMPA glutamate receptor complex
Molecular function (GO): channel regulator activity; voltage-gated calcium channel activity
Source: RefSeq, a predicted model, not a curated record